Molecule: messenger RNA, 2523 nt
Organism: Penicillium salamii
Lineage: Eukaryota; Fungi; Ascomycota; Eurotiomycetes; Eurotiales; Aspergillaceae
Source: the annotation of a GenBank genome assembly
AUGAGUCGAUGUAGCCCCUCCCCCUCUGCGGUUUCUUUCUUUAUGCUUUCGCCCCGGUUUCUUCCCUUCGCUUCUCCCAAACGAUUCCUUUCGGUCGCUUCUUUUAGGUCCAUGUCUUCUCGCCAGCAGCCGCCCUGGCGGCAGCCACCCACCAGCGCAGAUGCGCAACUGCCUGCUCUGAAGGUGUGGAACUCUUUGACUAAGUCCAAGACGCCUUUCGUCCCGAUCGAUCCUGCGGGCAAGAAGGUGGUCUGGUACGCCUGUGGACCUACUGUCUACGAUGACGCGCAUUUGGGACAUGCCCGCAACUAUGUUAGCACCGAUAUCAUUCGCCGAAUCAUGCGCGACUACUUCAAAUUCGAUGUCAACUUCGUGAUGAACAUUACCGAUGUGGACGAUAAGAUCAUCCUUCGCGCCAGACAACAACACUUGUUCAAUGAAUUCGUCACCACAAGCCCUACCGUCACACCCGAGGUUCUUGAAACAGUCAAGCUUGCAUUCGCGGCAUACCUAAAGAAGAACCUGCCCCUGCUCGAUUCCGCGCUCGCACCCUCUCAGUACCAGAAAGAAGUCGAGAAGACAUAUGCGACUAUCUUGAACGGCGGAGCUUUGGCCGGAAAUGAGAAGGCUGGUGACGAUGAGGCCAAGGUCAAGAUGCACAUUAAGACGGCUGCUUCGGCCGCCAAGGUUAUCGCGCAGGCCGAAGUCCGCGACGAGAAGAGUGCUGACCCCGCUGCUUUUGCCGAAACAUUCUACAGCCAGGCGCAGGAUCUUAUUCUUCCCUACUUGGACGCCUUGAAGGGCGCAUCUGUUGACGCAGACGACCACAGCAUCUUCACCAAAUUGACUAAGAGAUACGAGGAGCGGUUCCUCAAUGAUAUGCGCGAUUUGAACGUUCUCGACCCUACCGAGUUGACUCGCGUGACGGAAUACGGUGACGAGAUUGCGGCAUUCGUCGACCGCAUUGUGAAGAAUAACUUUGGAUAUGCCACUAAGGAUGGAUCUGUCUACUUUGACAUCAAUGCUUUCGAGGCUGCAGGUCACCCCUACGCUCGCCUCGAGCCCUGGAGUCGGUCAGACAACAAGUUGGCUGCAGAGGGAGAAGGAUCCCUGGCUAGCAAGACCACCGAAAAGCGCGGUAACUCCGACUUUGCUCUUUGGAAGUCUUCCAAGCCAGGUGAGCCCAGCUGGGCUAGCACCUGGGGUAGAGGUCGCCCUGGAUGGCACAUUGAGUGCUCGGCUAUGGCAUCGGCUAGAGUGGGUAAGCAGAUGGAUAUUCACUCUGGUGGUAUUGAUCUUGCUUUCCCCCACCACGAUAACGAGCUGGCUCAGAGUGAAGCAUACUGGCACGAUGGCCACAAGCAUGACUCUCAUGACCAGUGGGUCAACUACUUCCUCCACAUGGGUCACCUUUCCAUUCAAGGAUCCAAGAUGUCCAAGUCUUUGAAGAACUUCACCACCAUUCGGGAAGCGCUUGAUCGGAAGGAUUGGACCCCCAGAAGCUUGCGUAUCGUUUUCCUUCUGGGUGGCUGGAAGGACGGUGUUGAGAUCACCGACGACCUUGUGAGCUUUGGUAGCUCCUGGGAGGAGAAGGUGAACAACUUCUUCCUGAAGGUCAAGGACCCGGCUGUCUUCCAGUCUACGGGCACCGACACCACCUUUGCUGCUGAUCUGGAAGCCACCAAGAACGCCGUCAAUGAGCAACUCUGCGAUUCGUUCAACACUCCGGCUGUCAUGCAGUCCAUUUCCGAGCUUAUCUCCAAGUUCAACAUUGUCGACAAGACCAGCGUGCCCGGCAAAGACCUUCAGGCUGCUGCCCAGUGGGUCACCUCCAUGGUGAACAUCUUUGGUCUGAACGGCGCUGCCUCGGCCGACAGCUCUGAAAUCGGCUGGUCCGGCAUCGAUGUCCCCGUUGAAGCCAAGCCUUACCUCUACCCGCUCGCCGCCAUGCGUGACACUCUCCGUGAGGCGGCCCGAUCCAAGGCCGGCAUCUCCGCCAAGGAUCUCGAAGAGGCCGUUGCUCGCUCAUCCGCACCACAGGAGGCCUCCGACUCCGCCAAGCCCUAUGCCGAUAUCUACGCCAACUUCCGCGACACUGUUGCAUCCCUCGAGUCCUCCCAGUCGAUCGGCAAAGAUAUUCUCUCCCUGUGCGAUCGCGUCCGCGAUAUCGACCUCUUCGGCGUAGGCGUCUACCUCGAGGAUCGGGAAAACCAACCCGCCCUCGUCCGCCCCGUCACCCAGGAGAUGAUCAAGGCCCGGGCCGAGAAGGAAGCCAAGGCUAGCCAGAAGCAAGCAGAGAAGAAGAAGCAGGAGCAGGAGGCCCUGAAGCGCGCGGAGAAAGGCAAGUUGAGUCACCUGGAGAUGUUCCGCACCAACGAGUACAGUGCCUGGGAUGAGGAUGGUAUUCCGCUUCGUGAUGCUGCCGGCGAGGAGGUCACCAAGAGCAGGGGCAAGAAGCUUCGCAAGGACUGGAUGAGCCAGAAAAAGGCUCACGAGGCCUGGUUGGCUACACAGGCCAAAUGA